Messenger RNA from Athalia rosae (coleseed sawfly), 3687 nucleotides. It is a transcript of the gene mnd, whose product is annotated as Y+L amino acid transporter 2. Gene Ontology annotation, molecular function: L-amino acid transmembrane transporter activity. Bases 1393 to 2853 code for a protein of 486 amino acids. The record is from RefSeq and is a predicted model, not a curated record. Gene Ontology annotation, biological process: amino acid transmembrane transport. Gene Ontology annotation, cellular component: membrane. The transcript is spliced from 9 exons. NCBI's taxonomy places the organism in Eukaryota, Metazoa, Arthropoda, Insecta, Hymenoptera, Athaliidae.
CGUGCAGGCUCACGUUUCACGGCCUCCAAAAAUGUGCCCCAGACAUUUCGUAAUGCUGCACGCAUAUCCAGAGCCUGUGUUUCUGGCUAAGAGCCAAUAGAAUAGAGUCUGGAAUGGGAAAAGAACAGUGGUGAUCCUGGAUUCAUUUAUGAGAGAAAAGCAGCAGCACCACGAGCAGCACUAACCGCCUCUCGGCAGGGGAAACAGCGGAAGCCUGUAGCGGACGUACGAACGCCAUAGGCGCCGAAUGGUUCCACGUAAUUCAUUCGAUUCCGUAUAUCGUCGAGCACACAAGUUGCUAAAAAAUGGAGCAUAAAGCCAGGUAGGGCUCGCGCCAGUGACAGAGGGACCUUUACAAAACAGUCGCCUUCAUCGUAGUUUGCCGACAGUCUAGCGCGCAAGUUUCACGUUUGCUGCCUUAACAAAUGCUAAGUUUCUCGUGAUUCACGAUCCUGUUUUAUAUUAUUCCAAUUGUGUAACGUACGCCAAUAUUCUCGACGAGUCAUAGCAGUAAUUUGUCGAGUGCCGGGGUCAACGGUUGCGUAUUGGUGAUUUUCGAACGAUUGGGGACAAUUAAUAAAGUAGACCGCGACGCAGCUAACAGAAACACGUGCAGCGCUCAAAUUUCAAUAGCAGGUGUUGAACGCGAUGAUUUUUUCCGGUACGUAAUUUUGAAAUUUUUCCAACCGUCCCCUGAUUACGAGAUCGCCCCGUUCAAACUUUGUGAUCCAAACGGGGAUAUUAAUCCCCGGGGGUUCGAAGAUCUUGAAUCAAGUAGCCCGCAGAAUGACGCGAAUUUCUUAGGCAAACGUUCCAAGGAUUAUCUUCGAAAUUGCAAGGUACGCGGUGUAGUUGCAGCGCUGGUCGUACCAGAAGUGGGACUGGAAGUGGAUCUGGAAGUGGAAGGAGUUUGCGGUGAUGGUGUUCGUGACGAUGAUGAUGGUUUCGAACUUCGUGAUGUUUCGGGUGAUACACGUAGACGUCCGACCAUCAGGAGUGGCGGGGAAAUACGAAUGCUGAAAUAUCCGUUGGCGUGACCAAGUGGGGAGGGAUUAAACCGCGUGUGUAUUCGUAAUCCACCACCUUCGACUUCGUGCAGCUAGCUCUCUUAUCCGCAGAACGGUGAACGGACAGACUUGGAGCGUUGUGGCUGACGACAUCGAGAGACGAAUUACGGGCAUAUGGAGUCAAAUGCGGAAGACCGGCCAGACCACGUGUUGACCUAAAGUCGCGCAGCAGACGCGGCAGGUGUGCUCGUGCCUUAGUUCCUGUUUUUAUCAAGAAUAAACUGGUCAAUUUUAGUCUUGUAAUUGAUAAUUGUUCGCAAUUAUACCAGUGCUAAUAAGUUAGCUCUUUUGAAAAUUUCAACGAAGUUAUCAAAACAGUUCAAAAAUGCCGGACAAAGUUGCACCCGCCGAAAAAGUACCCUCCCGAAAAGGUUCCGGUUCGGGAGAUGGUAUUAAAAUGAAAAAAGAACUCGGAUUGUUGGACGGUGUCGCUAUUAUUGUGGGAAUUAUUGUUGGGUCGGGAAUAUUUGUUUCGCCAAAAGGGGUUCUACUGCACAGUGGGAGCGUUGGCCAGGCCUUAUUGGUCUGGAUAUUUUCCGGAGUGUUAUCCCUAGUCGGCGCACUAUGCUAUGCAGAACUUGGAACCAUGAUCCCAAAGUCCGGAGGUGAUUACGCCUAUAUCAGUCAUGCUUUUGGGCCGUUACCCGCAUUUCUUUACCUUUGGGUUGCUCUUUUCAUCCUCGUACCAACGGGGAAUGCGAUAACUGCGCUAACUUUCGCUCAGUACAUUCUUCAACCCGGUUGGCCUGGGUGUGAACCACCCUAUGCGGCUGUGCGACUUUUGGCAGCGGCAAUCACGUGCUUGCUGACCGUCAUAAACUGUUACAACGUGAAAUGGGCGACUCGAGUACAAGAUGUAUUCACCGGUACGAAAAUCUUUGCGCUGAUUAUAAUAAUCAUCGCUGGAAUCGUCUGGCUUUGCAUGGGUCACACAGAAAAUUUCCAAUAUCCGAUGGCUGGAUCGAACACCAAGCCGGGUUACAUCGCUCUCGCAAUCUACUCAGGAUUGUUCUCGUACUCCGGAUGGAAUUACCUCAAUUUUGUCACGGAAGAGCUCAAGGAUCCCUACAAAAAUCUACCCAAAGCGAUAUGCAUAUCACUGCCUCUUGUGACUAUAAUAUACGUUUUGACGAACGUGGCUUACUUCGUAGUCCUAACACGAGACGAAAUUUUGGCUUCGAACGCGGUCGCUGUGACGUUUGGGGAUAAACUGCUCGGCGUGAUGUCCUGGAUAAUGCCAUUUUUCGUGGCCUGUUCGACUUUCGGUGCCCUGAAUGGAGCCAUCUUCGCCUCAUCUCGCCUUUUCUUCGUUGGCGCACGUAACGGUCAUUUACCAACGGCCAUUGCCCUCAUCAACGUCAAAAACUUGACACCCGUACCGUCGCUCAUUUUUCUUUGCCUCAUUACGCUGGUACUCCUGGUUAUCGAGGACGUAAAUGUGCUGAUAACGUAUGUCAGUUUUGUCGAGGCUCUUUUCACCACGUUAUCGGUAUCUGGACUCCUUUGGCUGAGGCAUAAGUGCCCCGAUCUUGAACGUCCGAUAAAGGUUUACAUCGCACUUCCAAUAAUUUUCUUCGUCAUCUGCGUCUUCCUGGUCGUACUGCCGUGUUAUGUUUCACCCUGGGAGGUGGGUGUGGGUACAAUUUUUGUGUUGUCGGGUAUUCCCGUAUACGGAAUCUUCAUUCAUUGGAAAAGUAAGCCAAGUUGGCUGGUGAUGGCUUCCCACAAACUCAACAUGACAUGCGCAAAGAUGUUCAUGUGCGUUCACGAGAGUAAAGCCGAUUGACGGAAUUGCAGGAGGUAAGGUAAUUAAAAUAUCUCGCGAAUUGAUUCGUGGUUUGUACAGUAUUGUUGCGUAUUCUCGCCUAAAUCCCCUAUGAAUCAUUAAAACAGGGAUUAAAAAAGGGACCGCGCAAAUGCAGGGGCGUACCUAAAACCAUUACCUUCCACUACAAUAUUUGUCUGUUAUGCAGACAUUAUAGUCUGACGGUGUAUUGACUUUAAGAAACUGGCACAAAUUCUUUUUGACUGUUUUUGAAAUAAGACAACCUCAAUUAACUUAUUGUUAGACCAGGGUUAACGCCUUUCGAACUCAAGUGUUCUGUAGCAAUAAUUUCUUAUAAGUGUUUUGUAUAUAUAUUUUCUAACGCUAAUACGCACUGUGGAUUCUAAACCGCUGGCUUCAUCAAUCUAAUCGCUAUAUCUAUCGGCAUCUAUUAUUAAUAAUGCAUCAACUGUACAGCAGAAAUGAUAAUUUAAAGAGCCCGAACCGUGGGUUAUGCCGUAUAAGAGGGAAUUUAUCGCUUUUGCGCCUAUAGUUGAACGUUCUGAGAACGUGCGCUCAUCUCAGUAAGUGCCUUCUAAGAGUUUAUAUGUAUACAUAUAUUUAUAUUUUACACGUAAAUUUUCUCAUCGGUGUUAUAAAGAUCAAAUUGUCAAACAAUUUAUAUUAUGUUUAUAUACAAGGGUACGUGUAUCAUAUAGCAGGUAUAUUUAUAUAUCAUAUUUCGUCUUUGCUACAUUCUCACGAUAAAAUUAUCUAUAGGAUAGAAUCUCUUUGAUAAUAAAACCAAAAAAUAAAGAAAUGUAUGUACGAGAAUAAAAUUUUUUUGCAUAAUAA